Molecule: messenger RNA, 903 nt
Organism: Colletotrichum godetiae
Lineage: Eukaryota; Fungi; Ascomycota; Sordariomycetes; Glomerellales; Glomerellaceae
Exons: 1
Coding region: 1-903 (300 amino acids)
Source: RefSeq, a predicted model, not a curated record
AUGGCUUUAUAUUCAGAAGAGGCCGCCCACCUCCACAGGCAAGCAAAACGACGAGCCGAACGAGCCGCAGCCGAAAUGAACUUCCGCGAAGUGACCUCGGAGGAAUAUCUCAAGAAACUACGAGCCAAACGGCGCCCGGGGAGACGAUUCGAGAUCGACAACACACCUGCCGCGGUAGAAAUCGGCGAGGAGCCGCUACCUUCACAACGAGAGUUCAAGCUUUCGACAGGCCCAGACCGGCAACGAACACAUGCCCGCACAAAGUCAACGCCGACAGCGAACACGAACGGGCUAUCAACAUCUGGCAGCCGCAGGACUACACUCGGUAGCCCAAUAGCGAGGAAUACUUCAGGGAAAGCUAUGGUUCCUACUCAGAGGUUAGCCGUUCAGCAGACGAAAAGCCAGCCGAACCUCUUCUUGCAAGCUGCACAACAGCGUCCGAAUCCGGCGAUAACCCAUGCCAACUUGGGCACGACUACGACAGUCUCGUCGUUAUCAUCUCAGCCCCAAAGAUCGAAAUCAAGUCUGAGCAUGUUCUACCCCAAGAAACAUGUUCGUCGCGCAGCGUCCGUGUCCGUCCUGUCGUCAAAGCCAUUGGAAUUAGACCCGAUAGCCACGGCCCAUCAAACAGGCCACGCUCGAAGCCAAUCGCUUGGCAACACCCUGUCUGUCCUUGAUCCCACACCGCACCCUGUUACUCUCAAAAAGCGAGGCUCGCUGCGCAUGCUGAAAGACAAGCUUAGAAGAGUAGCCAGCUCCUUCGAACUUCGAUCGGCAAGGAGCGACGGUUCAGGGCUCAGUGAUGACGAUAGCUUGAAGAAUCGUUCCAGCAAGAGUCUGCUACUGCGAACGCGGAACAAGUUUGGCUCGCAGCACCGACUCGGGACCGUAAGCGAAGAAUGA